ACCGCCGGCGAGUGCAGCCGCAGGGCGCCGCAGCCGCCGCCUCCUCCCCCGCCGCCGCUCCCUCUUGUCGCCGCUGCCGCCCAUGGCUUCCCGCCACCCCCGCUGACCGGCCGCCCCUCGCCUCCUCCCGAGCCGGGCCGGGCCGGGGCCGGGCAGAGAAGAUGGGGAACACCACGUCCUGCUGCGUCUCCUCCAGCCCCAAGCUGCGCCGGAAUGCCCACUCUCGGCUGGAGUCGUAUCGCCCCGAGGCCGAGCUGAGCCGGGAGGACACGGGCUGCAACCUGCAGCACAUCAGCGACCGGGAGAACAUCGACGAUUUGAACAUGGAAUUCAACCCAUCAGAUCAUCCACGGGCCAGUACGAUAUUUCUCAGUAAAUCACAAACAGAUGUGAGAGAAAAACGCAAGAGUCUCUAUAUAAACCACCAUCCUCCUGGGCAGUUGAGAAGGAAAUACAGUUCCUGCUCCACUAUUUUCCUGGAUGACAGCACGGUCAGUCAACCAAACCUCAAGUAUACCAUCAAAUGUGUAGCUCUUGCAAUAUAUUACCACAUCAAAAACAGGGACACAGACGGAAGAAUGCUCUUAGAUAUUUUUGAUGAAAACCUUCAUCCCCUUUCGAAAUCCGAAGUGCCACCAGACUAUGACAAACAUGACCCGGAGCAGAAACAGAUUUACCGCUUUGUCCGGACGUUGUUCAGUGCUGCUCAACUGACUGCUGAAUGUGCCAUUGUCACCCUGGUAUAUCUUGAAAGACUCUUAACUUAUGCAGAGAUAGAUAUUUGUCCAGCAAACUGGAAGCGAAUAGUACUGGGGGCAAUUCUACUGGCAUCUAAAGUUUGGGACGACCAGGCAGUGUGGAACGUGGAUUACUGCCAGAUCCUGAAGGAUAUCACAGUCGAAGACAUGAAUGAGCUGGAACGCCAGUUUCUUGAGCUGUUACAGUUCAAUAUUAAUGUUCCCUCCAGUGUUUAUGCCAAGUAUUAUUUUGAUUUACGUUCCCUGGCAGAAGCAAAUAACCUGAGUUUUCCCUUGGAGCCCCUCAGCAGGGACAGGGCAUAUAAACUUGAGGCCAUUUCUCGCCUGUGUGAAGAUAAAUACAAGGACUUCAGGAAAGCUGCAAAGAAGCGGUCGGUCAGUGCUGACAAUCUGACUGUGGUUAGAUGGUCCCCUGCAAUUAUCUCCUAACAGAGGAGACUGGAAUAUUCCUACGGACGUACUGUUUCAUCCAUCCAUUUUUUUCAGAGUGGGCUGGGGGCGGGGGGAUAAAGAAAAAAAGACUUUUUUUUUUUUUAUUUUUAAAUCUCUCAAGCUGCCUUUACAGUGCCUCCCCAUUGUGUAGCACACGAGUGAAAUACCUAACGGAAGGAGAAAUGGAGAAAUCGGUGUUCGGGAGAGAAGAUCGGCAACAAUUAUUUUCUCACUUCCACUAACAGCUUUACGCUUUUAUGAGGAAACAGCAAAUCGGGUGCUUGGAAGAAGAAACAAAAAAAUGAAGUAGAGGCAGAAAAAUAUUUAAGAACUCUGCUAUUUUCUAUUAUACUGUACUCAUGACGGGAAAUGGCAGCAUGAAAAAAAAAAUGUAGUCAGAUGACUGUGCACUAGAGGAAUGACAUUGGGAGAGUUCCAUCUUAAAGGUUUCUCUUAAUAUCUUUUUUUGUUGCUGUUGUUGUUUUUUUUGCAUUCCUCAUUGCUGCUUCCCAGGAUAAAUUCUUCCCCUUGCACAGCAGGAAAUAAAAAGUCGGUAUUUGCAGUAGCACAAGCCCCUGAAUAAAUAGCGUUGGGUUUUUUCACUGCACUUUUCUCUGUAACCUGUCUUAUUAGCAUUAUUCUUCUUAAUUAUUAUGCAUAUGUUACAUUUCUUGUAUGCCUUUUAUUGUUUUUCAAAAGAGAGAACUUGACCAUAGUGCUGAACCAAAAGUGUGUACAGGGAUCAGAAGAUCUUUGUAAUUUCAUUAUGUGUUUUAUUUAUAGUAUACUUGGGUGCGUGUGCCUUCCUGAGUACUUGGAAUCAUUUAUUUUUCCGCAAUAUAAAGAUACAAUUGUUAAAGUCUUGAGAUGAUGAUAAGACUUGGGCCAAAUCUCUGAAAUUUGCAGCAGAUCUUGUGAUCCUUUUUGCAGAUUUUCAUAACGUUAGAAGUUUAGCAGAAUUCAUUCAUUUUGAAGGAGAUUUUUUUUUUUAUGGCCUGACAAGUUCAUUCCUUCACCUCCAGGUCCAUUGUUGCAAGCAAUAUUCUCAAUUUUUAUAUGUUUACUUUAAAUCAAAGUGAGUCUGUUUGUAUAAAAUAAAAAAUAAUAAAAAAAAUUGUUCCAAUGAGAAGGCCUGUAGAAGAGCAGAAUGGAAAUCUUAACAAGGUAUCUGUCACAAGGAGAUUUGAUUUGGAAUCUAAAAUACAAACCCUCAUGUUUUUCAGUGUAGGUGCUUAUAGAAAUUAAAAGUAACUGAACUGUGAAUAUAAUUUCCAACUCAGAUUAUGAAACUCCUCUGUUGUUAUUAUUUCGCUCCUACUGUGGCUGUUCCCCACCUUGGCAAUUGUAAGAACCUUUUAUACAAAAUAACUUGUCAGUAUAAGCAUAUUUGCUUCAUAACACCACAGGGUGACUUUAUUUCCCUUUUUUCACAGUUUUUUUUUUUUUGGUUUGGUUUUUUUUGGUUUUUUUUUUUUUUUUUUUUUUUUGGGUUUUUUUUUUUUUUUUUUUUUUUUUUUGCACAGUUUAGAAAGAUACAGCUGAAAGCUCUCAGUUCCCUGAAACCUGUCCUUGUGACUAUCACUGAAGGGAAUGGCAGCAGAUGUCCCUGAUUUGUGCACUACUGUUGUAACCCACAAAGAUUCCAUGUUUAUUUUGUUAAGCCCUAUGGGCUUGUAGCUACCUGGGGGCCCAGAGACGCACGCUUGGCUCCCAGAGUGAUGCUAAUCCGGGGCCUCCAGGCGGGGAGGCACCACAGGAUGGAAGCAGUGAAACCAAACGGUUUCCUGUUAGCUUUCCAAUGUGAUUUCUUUAGUUUGAGACAUGAAGGCUUUGUCCAUAAAUUCUCCUGAUGUUCUUUGGGCCAUUAAAAUAAUCUAAUUCUCAUCACUUCUUGUUGUGCCAAUGCAUCAGAACUGUGAGUAUCCAAGUCCAUUUUCCCUUGAACAUGGAAUGUAAGGCAAGUGUUUAUAACAAAUUACAGCAUUUGAAACCUCUUUACAGAUAGUAUCAAAAGGAACAUUUUCAGAGCAUUUGAAAUUCAUCCUUUAUAAGCAUAAAUUUAGGCUUUAAAAUAUGUAAAAUAUUUUGAUUUAUCAACACUUUGCUAAACUAUUUUCCAUUUAACUUGAUAUCAGGAAUAUUGGUUUUAUCCAUUUCUGGGUGAUAGAGAUAUGAACUUUGGAUUAUGUAAAGAUAUCAAUGCAUCUACUAUAAUUUUUGUGAAGUUUAUUAAACUACUUUAAAGAUUGUAUAGUCUAUUUAUUGUAUGUAUGUACAUACAGUCUGAUACUUUAAAAAGUGGAUUCCGUAAAACCUGGCUCAGUCUUGUUUAGACUAUUGAAUAUCGUUUUAGCCUUGUGCACUGGACUCUACCUCUGUAUAGGAGAAUUUUCCAUAUUCUUAAUUAGUACUGAUUCUGUGAUUAACUUGGUUAUGUUUCUUGCACUAAGAAUUAAAAAAAAAUCUGCUCUAAGUGUGGAUUUUUUUCUUUAGUUUUACCAUAUGAAUCCUCUACAUUUAGAUGGAUGUUUCUUUUCCUCAUGGUUAUAGAAUGAUUCUUUGCUUUUUCUUCUGGUUUGUUCCAGGGUUGCCAAAAAAUACAGUACCUGUCAGUAAAUCUGAAAAGUGUCUUUUGUUUGCAAGGUAUUCUAUACCAGGUAAUUAAAAAUGAAUUAUUAUUUAGGCUUACGUUGUGUUUAGUGCAGUUUUUUCAGCAUUACUGUAUGGAAAAUACCAUUGCAAAGUUAGAGAAUCGCUGGAGAUGUAAGAAGGGAGGAGAACCAUAUAACAUUUUGAUUAACAGCACAAAGACAUUGUGUUUUGCUGUAAAUGUUUUCUGGAUUAAGGUUUUCAUUAUUGCAUUGGUCACCGGCUCAGAACUGAAAAGGUGUAGGAGAUAUAAUAAACCUGUCCCUUCAAGUA
This is a messenger RNA of Vidua macroura (Pin-tailed whydah), 4112 nucleotides long. RefSeq names its product cyclin Y (gene CCNY). Gene Ontology annotation, biological process: regulation of canonical Wnt signaling pathway; regulation of cyclin-dependent protein serine/threonine kinase activity. Lineage: Eukaryota; Metazoa; Chordata; Aves; Passeriformes; Viduidae. The transcript has 10 exons. Gene Ontology annotation, molecular function: protein kinase binding; cyclin-dependent protein serine/threonine kinase activator activity. Gene Ontology annotation, cellular component: cytoplasmic cyclin-dependent protein kinase holoenzyme complex; plasma membrane. The coding region runs from base 162 to 1187 and encodes 341 amino acids. The record is from RefSeq and is a predicted model, not a curated record.